CCGGAAGCGUGUGCAGUGAGGCAGAGGCUACCUGGAAGCUGCGUGAGACCAGCUUCAAGGCUGUUAGAGGGGCCCGGGAGGUGGGGACACCUGCACUAAGGUUGAGAUAACGUCAUCAGCGUUGGAAAAAAAAAGAAGAGGAAGUUGGAAGCUGCAGACUUUAAAAUGUCAUCUUUGGCCUGUGAUUGCUCCCAUUUAGAAUCUGUGGGGGAAGUAACCAAAGAAGAACUCAUUCAAAAAUCACAUGGCAGCUGUCAAGAUUGCAGAGUCAGAGGGCCAAAUCUUUGGGCUUGCCUAGAGAAUGGCUGUUCCUAUGUUGGCUGUGGGGAAUCUCACGUGGAUCACAGUACCACUCAUUCUCAGGUCACCAAACAUUGUCUCACUGUAAAUCUCACAACUCUUCGGGUCUGGUGCUAUACCUGCAACAAAGAAGUAUUUCUGGAUCGGAAACUGUGCUCUCAGUCACCCACUGCAAAGACUCAGGGCAGUUCUAACCAGGAUACAAAAAUGACAUCAAGCCUUACUCUAAAAAUUCCUGCAACAGUUGUUUAUGAGAAUUUAGAUAUUGAGCCAGAUGAAGAGGACGAGCUGAAGACAAGAGGCCUCACUGGGUUAAAAAAUAUUGGCAAUACUUGUUAUAUGAAUGCAGCUUUACAGGCUCUGUCAAACUGUCCUCCCCUUACACAUUACUUUCUUGACUGUGGGGGUCUAGUUCGUACUGACAAGAAGCCAGCACUUUGUAAGAGCUACCAAAAGUUAAUGACUGAAGUUUGGCAUAAGAACAGGCCUGGCUCAGUGAUACCUACUAAUUUGUUCCAAGGAAUUAAGUCUGUGAAUCCAACAUUUCGGGGAUAUUCCCAACAGGAUGCUCAAGAGUUCCUGCGCUGUUUGAUGGAUGUGUUACAUGAAGAACUUAAGGAACCUGUUGUAGAACUGGAGGAGGACAGUAAUAAUGGAAAUCUAGAAGAGAGCAUAGAAGAGGACAAAAACCAUUCAGACAAUGAUUUCCAGUCUUGCGAAUCAUGUUCUAGUACUGAUAAUGCAGAAAUGGAAAGCAGGAAGUUAUCUGAGGAGCUUACAGAGUCUACUAUGCUAAUUCAAGAUGACCAGAAAGAUGUAGAACCUUGUAAAAGCUGGCAAAAAGAUAACAUGUUCUGCAAUAAUCACAGCCAUACCAGUUGCCUACAGGAUUUAGAGAAAAAUAUUGAGACCAUAGUAGAAAAUGAAUAUAACAACCAAGGGACCGUGAAAGUGCAAAUACAAAGCAGAAUAUCAGCUCCACCUAUGUGCCCUCCUAAAAAGAAAAAACAGAAGAAGUACCGGAGUGUGAUAUCGGAUAUAUUUGACGGGACAAUUGUAAGCUCUGUGCAGUGCCUGACAUGUGAUCGAAUCUCAGUAACACUGGAAACAUUUCAGGACCUGUCCCUGCCCAUCCCAGGUAAGGAAGAUCUGGCCAAGCUGCACUCAUCAAGCCACCAGACAUCUUUAGUCAAGGCCGGGUCAUGUGGCGAGGCAUACGCUCCACAAGGAUGGCUAGCUUUUUUUCUGGAAUACUUUAAAAGCUGGUUUUGGGGUCCUACGGUGACUUUGCAGGACUGCCUUGCUGCCUUUUUUGCCAGGGAUGAACUUAAAGGUGAUAAUAUGUACAGCUGUGAAAAAUGCAAAAAGUUAAGAAAUGGAGUCAAGUUCUGUAAAGUACAGAAAUUUCCUGAGAUACUAUGUAUCCAUCUGAAGCGCUUUAGACAUGAGCUUAUGUUCUCCACGAAAAUCGGUACCCAUGUAUCCUUCCCCCUGGAGGGUCUGGAUCUCCAGCAGUUCCUAGCUAAAGACAGUCCAGGUCAAGUUGUGACCUAUGACCUCUUGUCUGUAAUCUGUCAUCAUGGAACUGCUAGCAGUGGGCACUAUAUUGCCUAUUGUCGCAAUAACCUGAAUAAUCUGUGGUAUGAAUUUGAUGAUCAGAGCGUCACAGAGGUAUCUGAAGCAACAGUGCAGAAUGCAGAGGCAUAUGUGCUUUUCUAUCGAAAGAGCAGUGAAGAUGCUCAGAAGGAGAGGAGGAAAGUAACUAGUUUACUGAAUAUAAUGGAACCCAGCCUUCUACAGUUCUAUAUUUCUCGCCAGUGGCUGAAUAAGUUUAAAACAUUUGCAGAGCCCGGACCCAUUACAAAUAAUGAUUUUCUCUGUUUGCACGGUGGUGUUCCGCCAAAUAAGGGAGGCCAUAUAGAAGACCUUGUUGUGAUGCUUCCUCAGAACAUAUGGGAUAAUCUAUACUGCAGGUUUGGAGGUGGCCCAGCUGUUAACCAUUUAAAUGUUUGCCACACCUGCCAAACAGAGCAGGAGAAACUUGAAAAGAGACGUAAAUUUGAACUUGAAACUUUCAUCCGGCUAAAUAAAGCCUUCCAGGAAGAAGAAUCCCCAGCAGUUAUUUAUUGCAUCAGUAUGCAGUGGUUCAGGGAAUGGGAAGGUUUUGUCAAAGGCAAAGAUAGCGAAUGCCCUGGUUUGAUUGACAACACAAAAAUAUCCGUUACUAAAUGUGGGCAUGUAACUUUGAAGCAAGGAGCUGAUUCCGGCCAAAUAUCAGAAGAAACUUGGAAUUUCCUUCAGUCCAUCUAUGGUGGGGGGCCCGAGGUACUCUUGAGACAAAAUGUUGCACUAACAGAAUCAGAAGGAAGCCAGUCGGAAGAAAAGAUUGAUGUAGAAACACGAAAUGUAUAAACAUUGGUCUUAAUGUAAAGGAGCUUAAAUCCCUGUUUUUGUUGUUGUCUACGAAUCAUUCCUUUCGAUAGAUUAUGAGAUUAGAGAGCCCCAGGGCAUUAUUUUGGCUGUGAUUCAUUAUUUUUUUGUCCUAUUUAUGUUUUCUAAGAGCAAAUAAGCAGAGAGUUUUAUUUCAGAUCAACUGUAUAAAUGUAUGGAGAUAUUUUCUUUAAUAGUAGGCUAAAAUGACUUAAUUGUAUAUAAUGUGCAGUUGAAAUGUCACAUUCAGUGUAUUUGCCUGGCAUGUGAAAGAUAAUGAUAUUUGUAAGCUCUUCCAUCAUUGCCUUGGUUAAUGAGUGUAAGUGUGUGUGCUCUGUAUUAUUGAGUUGUGUGUGAGAGCGAAUUCAUGAACUAAACAUUCCUUAACCCUAUCAACAACGCACCUUUCUUCCCGUAGCACUGGGAACAAUAGUUUCACUGUUGAGACUGGGUGUAGCUAUUUUUUCUGAAGGAGAAUGUGUAGACACUGAUAUUUUAAAUUAGUGUAAAUUUUGUAAAGAAAAUAUAUGUAUGUAUGCUGUCUGAGGUAAUGUGACUUUUACAUAUAAUUAAAGGCAAGUAGAGGACUCAAAAGGGGAAAAUGGGUAAGAUCCAGAACCUUAUUAAAUAUUUUAAAUAGUAUUUUUUGUAUAAAAUAAUGAACUGGGCAAGUAGACCGAAUGCAAAAUCAUACAGUAAAGGGACGCUAUCAUGUCUUAAAAACAGACACAAGUUAACAUAAAUUUUGUAUAAUAUUGAUUGUGAAUAACUUUAUUUUUGGGGUAAAGCAUAAGAAAAAUACUCUUUUCCCAUUAGAAUUGCUUUACAAUUUUUAAUGUAAGUGAGAAAGACAGCCGCUGCACUUUUAAAAAAAAAAAAAAAACACAACAUAGAAAAUACAUCAAUAUUUGGCUGAUUCUACUUGUCUAUCAAAAAUGUCAAUUUUAUGGCUAUUCGAGUGUAAUAGGUUCUACUUUACUGUGUUUUUAUACAAAGUAGUCUGUCUCUGAGACCUGAUCGUACCCUUUAACUUCCUAAAUUGUCUCAGGAAUAGAUAGGUUUUAUGUUUUGAUAUUUUUGCACUUUUAGUGCAUGAUUAAAGGAGCACAGUAAAUGAUUUUGGAAGAUGUGUUAUUUUUGUAUGCCUAUGGUAAUGAAAUAGCAUCUUGUGUGUAUAAAAGUACUGUUCAAGACAGCAUGGUGGGUUGAAAAAGACGUCCUUAGCUUCUAAUUGUAGACAAGUUAACAAAAAUAAAGAAUUAAUCAAUCUGCACACCAUUUCAAUAUAAAUAAAUAAAUCUAAAACAUCUAAAAUAUUGACUCAUAAAAUAUUAUAACUUUAUUUUCUAUCAUUGACAUUUUUUUCUAUUAACUGUGGGAACACUGAAAUGACUACUGUGAAUAUCUUGUGGAUUCCACAAUAAAGGGUUUUCUACGUUA
Messenger RNA from Bombina bombina (fire-bellied toad), 4170 nucleotides. It is a transcript of the gene USP33, whose product is annotated as ubiquitin specific peptidase 33. Gene Ontology annotation, biological process: protein deubiquitination. Gene Ontology annotation, molecular function: zinc ion binding; cysteine-type deubiquitinase activity. The coding region runs from base 166 to 2712 and encodes 848 amino acids. The record is from RefSeq and is a predicted model, not a curated record. NCBI's taxonomy places the organism in Eukaryota, Metazoa, Chordata, Amphibia, Anura, Bombinatoridae. The transcript has 23 exons.